AUGUUGUCGACACUUCCUGCUGGAUCUGGCCACUUUUCGGCGCCCACUGGGUCGGGCGCUGGCGAUAGCGAUGGUUCGGGCGGCUUCUCGGCGUCGCAGAUCGAGGCGCAGCGCUCGCUCAAGUCGUCGAUCCAAGAGCUCACCUCGGGCCAGCACGACGCCAUCCCCUCGCUGCUCACGCCCUACUCGUCGCUGCCGCGUCGCAUUAGCGGUCCUACCGUGUGGGAUGCCGCAUCGUACACCGGCGCCGACAACCGGUCCAAGUGGGUGCACACCUUCACCGAGCGACAGAUCGCACAGCUCGAAGCCGCCGCUCAGCUCUGGCUCGAGUCCGGCCGCGAGCUGGGCGAGAUCGAACGAUCCACCUUUCCCCUUCCCUCGGACCUCAUUGCAACUCUGACGCAGCUGCGACAGCGUCUCGUCGAAGGCCAUGGGUUCUACCUGUUCAAGGGGCUUCCUACCAAGCGGUGGGGAAACCGACUUAGCGCAAUUGCGUACCUUGGGUUGGGUAGCUAUUUGGGUAACAUUGUGUCGCAGAAUCGAUACGGCCAUGUGUUGGGUCACGUCAAGGAUCUGGGUGAAGACCCUACGGCGAUUGACAAGGUUCGGAUCUACCGUACCAACGCGAGGCAGUUUUUCCACACCGACUCGUCCGGCGGUAUUGUGGGGCUGCUGUGUCUGCACAAGGCGGUCGAAGGUGGAGAGUCGGACAUUGUCUCUUCGCACGCCGUAUGGAACCACCUCCAGGAACAUCGUCCCGACGUGGCCGAAUUGCUAGCGAGCAACAUCUGGCACUUUGAUCGCAAGGGCGAAGUCAACUCGGACCAGAACGGUUGGGUCACUCGACCCAUUGUCCAUCUGCGACAAGGUCAGCCUGAAAACAGGCUGAUUCUGACCUACGAUCCGUACUACCUCAAGAGCAUCCAGCGUCACGUCGAUGCCGGUCAUAUCCCACCUCUCAGCGACGAGCAAAAGGAGGCUAUGCAGGUGCUCGAGGAUACAGCGAAGCAGCUCAGCCUGCAUAUGGUGCUGGAUGUGGGAGAUGUCCAGUUCGUAAGCGACGUGCAUGUGCUGCACGCCAGGACCGAGUACAAAGAUCCAGCCCCCCCUGCACCCCGACGACACCUGUACAGACUCUGGCUGGCUGUUCCCACCGCAGAGGGUGGCUGGCAAAACGCUUACCCCGACAACGACCUCCAGCGCAGAGGAGGAAUUCAGGUCAACGACACCAAACCCACCUACCCCCUCGACGGCGAGUAA
Moesziomyces antarcticus is the source of this 1260-nucleotide messenger RNA. RefSeq names its product taurine catabolism dioxygenase TauD. The record is from RefSeq and is a predicted model, not a curated record. Gene Ontology annotation, molecular function: oxidoreductase activity. The transcript has a single exon. The coding region runs from base 1 to 1260 and encodes 419 amino acids. NCBI's taxonomy places the organism in Eukaryota, Fungi, Basidiomycota, Ustilaginomycetes, Ustilaginales, Ustilaginaceae.